Stegodyphus dumicola is the source of this 720-nucleotide messenger RNA. RefSeq lists its product as uncharacterized. The record is from RefSeq and is a predicted model, not a curated record. Lineage: Eukaryota; Metazoa; Arthropoda; Arachnida; Araneae; Eresidae.
AGCAAUACAGAAAAUACUGAUUUGAUGUCAAUUUCCAUCAUGAGUAAUUCUUGUAAUGCAACCUGCUUCGUCCCUGGAUGCAACAGUGGUUAUACAUCUGUUAGGCAGAAGAAUAAAAGCUUGGGAAUCAAGAAUCCAAGUAUAUUUAGAGCUCCAAAGGAUCCUGUGCUGCUAGACAAAUGGAGACAUGCAAUUCCUCGGGCCGACCGAAUACUUUCAGAGAAGGAUGUUGUAUGCGAGCAUCAUUUUGCAGAAAGUGAUAUAAAACGAUUUUACGAGACGAAGUUGUCCGAUGGGACAAUAUUCAAGUUGGAAAUGGGCCGCCCUAGACUCCAAGAAGGAGCAAUACCCUCAAUCUUUCCAAAUCUGCCUUCAUAUUUAUCCAAACCGUCACGUAAAAGAAAAGCACCUGCUGCAAGAAAUGUGCCUGUGAAUAAAAAGAAUGCUCCAUUGGUUGCAGAUAAUGUUGCCGCUACUAAAAAGGAUUUUACAUUUCCACUGUUGACUGAAAGUCUGCAGAAGAUUUCCAAACCGCAUUGUUUGUGGACUGUAAAUUCUGUAGUUGAAUUCAUUGUAUGUGCUCGAUGGGCAACUAAUUACAUGUGUGAAAAAAGGGUUAUAAUUGAUAAAGAUAUGACUGUAAAGAUUUCUACGUUAUCUUUUCUGAAUUUUUGAGCUAUGAAUAGAUGGAUUUUUUUUUUUUUUUAAUUAAGGAAAUUG